AUGGCUCUGAAUAUUGCACAGCGGCGCAUUAGCGUUGUGCGAAUCCCAUUUUCUCCUGGCCGAACUUUUCUUCGUCGCAAUCUCAUUCCCGCCCCGCACGCCAACUCAGGCCCUUUGCUGGAACGACGGGCAGACCGCGAACUGCCUUCUGUAAACAAGGACCGACGGUGGAUGCGGACCUUACCCAUAUUUGCCAUUGCUGUCGGAGCUGCGAUGCUAGGGAUAUUCAACUACCAGAAGUCUUCUUCAAGCGUGGUCAGCAGUACCCUUUAUGCUCUUCGCACCUCCCCUCGUGCUCGCGAAAUCUUGGGUGAUGAGAUUUACUUUGCUCAAAAGAUACCCUGGAUUAGUGGGGAAAUGAAUCAGCUACAUGGACGUAUCGACAUAUCCUUCAGGGUCAAAGGAACAAAGUCGCAGGGUACAAUGAGGUUCCGCAGCAUCAGGCCAGACCGAAUGAGCUAUUUUCGUACGGAGGAAUGGAGUCUGGAGACGGAGGAUGGCACGGUCGUUCAGCUCCUUGACAACGCUACUGACCCGUUUCGUCAACAUGACUAA
Molecule: messenger RNA, 555 nt
Organism: Aspergillus oryzae RIB40
Lineage: Eukaryota; Fungi; Ascomycota; Eurotiomycetes; Eurotiales; Aspergillaceae
Product: cytochrome c oxidase assembly factor 1 family protein
Exons: 2
Coding region: 1-555 (184 amino acids)
Biological process (GO): mitochondrial respiratory chain complex IV assembly
Cellular component (GO): mitochondrial inner membrane
Source: RefSeq, a predicted model, not a curated record